AUGGCGCCCCCGCACGCGCGCCGCCCCCCGCCGUCGCCGCCGCGGCCGCUGCUGCUGCUGCUGCUGCUGCUGCUGCUGAGCGCCCGGGCCCGCGCCGAGCCCCCCGCCGGGAGCGCCGUCCCCGCGCAGAGCCGCCCGUGCGUGGACUGCCACGCGUUCGAGUUCAUGCAGCGCGCCCUGCAGGACCUGCGCAGGACGGCCCACAGCCUGGACGCGCGGACCGAGACCCUCCUCCUGCAAGCUGAGCGCCGGGCCCUGUGUGCCUGCUGGCCCCCCGGCGGCUGAGGACCGCGCAGCCCUGCCCCCCAAUAAACUCAUGACCCGGCCAGCCUGUGUCCUGUCUU
Molecule: messenger RNA, 344 nt
Organism: Talpa occidentalis (Iberian mole)
Lineage: Eukaryota; Metazoa; Chordata; Mammalia; Eulipotyphla; Talpidae
Gene: NICOL1
Product: chromosome unknown C4orf48 homolog
Source: RefSeq, a predicted model, not a curated record